AUAUUAGCCCAUUAAUUAGAGUAGGCCCAAUUAUGAAGAAAUCUUACGCAGGCAUCGCAUCUCUCUCGAUCGUCGACGACGAUUCCCGAUGGUCAUCUAGAAUCAACCUCCGAAGCCGCCGGAAUCGUAUCAAGGAGCACCUAAAACCUGUCAUCUCCGACGAGAAUCUGAUUUCAAGAGCCGUCGCUGGUAGGAUGCUCGAGUUACGCGAUAGAGAGUGCUAUUUGCUCUUCUGUCUUAUCGUCUUCAUAAUCGCUGUGCCUUGUUUCAGCCAUGAAAGCCUGUUUGAUGGAAAACCUUUAUAUGCUGGGAAGGAACUGUGGAAGGAGACAAUGCCAUUGCAAUCUGGAUUUCGAGUUUACAAAUUAGAGGGGCUUAAAUCGAAUUCUUGGUAUGAAGUCAAGAUAUCGUACCCAGCUUCUAUACCGGCUCUCUUCUCGCUGCAACUGUUGAGGAACGGUGAAAUGGGUUUGAAGCUGAACCAGAUGAGAAAAUUACUAAACACUGAGAAAUUGAUCUUCAAAACCGAAAGUCUUGAACAUGUUAAUGAAAACAAGGACGGAUUGUAUGUUUUGGUGACUGUGGAACCCGAAGGAAUCGUGGCUAUACCAAAUUUCAAAGAGAGGGCGUUCAUCAUUUACAACAUAGGCAAGCCUUUUUUCUACUUACUACUAUCUUAUCAAUCUUCUUCUUCUCACAGCAUAGGACUUGUG
This is a messenger RNA of Thlaspi arvense, 713 nucleotides long. Lineage: Eukaryota; Viridiplantae; Streptophyta; Magnoliopsida; Brassicales; Brassicaceae. The record is from the annotation of a GenBank genome assembly.